Messenger RNA from Aspergillus sclerotioniger CBS 115572, 2057 nucleotides. Its product is annotated as extracellular metalloproteinase. Bases 54 to 1964 code for a protein of 636 amino acids. Gene Ontology annotation, molecular function: metalloendopeptidase activity; zinc ion binding. NCBI's taxonomy places the organism in Eukaryota, Fungi, Ascomycota, Eurotiomycetes, Eurotiales, Aspergillaceae. The record is from RefSeq and is a predicted model, not a curated record. The transcript is spliced from 5 exons.
ACCUUUUCAAGCCCAUCAUAUCUGAACCUCAAGCUUCGAGACACUGGCCAGCGAUGUAUGGAAUCCAAAUGAUAGGGGGCAUAUCGGUCUUGCCUCUACUUGCAGCUGGGUUACCUACAGCUCAGGUAGCACAUGCAGACAAAGUGGCCGUCGAUCUGAACGCCUUCCGCUUUGUUUCUAAUACUGACUAUGUCAAUUCACUUGCUGUGACGACGGAAAACCUGACAGUCGCCGCAUACGAAGGAGAUUAUACCGAGACGGCAGCUCGACUAGUUCAAGAAAUUGCUCCUGGGGCAACCUUUCGUCUCGUCGAUGAUCAUUAUAUUGGCGACAACGGGAUUGCUCAUGUAUAUUUCCGUCAGACGGUUCAUGAUAUAGACAUUGACAAUGCGGAUUUCAACGUCAACAUCGGGAAAGACGGAAAGGUCUUCUCAUUUGGCAAUUCUUUCUUUACAGGAGUCUUGCCUCAGACCAACCCAUUGGGCGAUCACAAGUUCUCAGCUCCAGUGGCUGCUCUCAGAGGAGCAAAAGACGCUUUGCGGCUUCCGGUAGCUAUCAGCAACGUUUCCACAGAGGCUACUGACGAGCAGAAUUCCUACGUUUUCAGAGACACAUCAGGCGCAGUAUCCGAUCCAAUGGCGAAAUUGGUGUAUUUUGUCAAGCCUGAUGGGAGCCUCGCACUCACAUGGAGAAUAGAAACGGACGUCGACGAGCAUUGGUUCUUGACGUAUAUAGAUGCAGAGACUACCAGUGAGGUCCACGGUGUUAUCGACUACGUGGCCGAGGCAACAUAUCAACUGACAAGACACAUUCCCUGGGGCGUAACCGAUCCGACAGAUGGAAAUCGCACCAUUAUCACCGAUCCCUGGGACCUAGCUACUUCGCAAUUCACCUGGAUCGGCGAUGGAUGGAGGCAAUACACCACCACUAAAGGAAACAAUGCUAUCGCGCAGUGGAAUCCCAGCGGCGGCAGUUCCUACCUAUUCAACUAUCGCCCGUCCGAUGCCAAACUAAACUUCCAAUGGCCGUACUCAAUCAACAUGACCCAGCCAUCGUCGUACAUAAACGCCUCCAUCGUUCAGCUGUUCUACACAGUAAACACCUACCACGACCUCCUAUACACACUAGGCUUCACCGAAACAGCCGGAAACUUCGAAUACAACAACGGCAAUCAUGGCGGUCGAGGCCGAGACUACGUGAUCCUCAAUGCGCAGGAUGGCUCUGGGGUCAACAACGCGAACUUUGCAACUCCCCCGGACGGUAUCCCCGGCCGCAUGCGCAUGUACAUAUGGACCGAAGCCAAUUGGCCCCGCGACGGAAGUUUCGAAGCCGCCAUUGUCAUCCAUGAAUAUACCCACGGCUUAUCUACACGCCUCACCGGCGGACCCUACAACUCCGGCUGCCUCAACUCCAUGGAAUCAGGCGGCAUGGGCGAAGGCUGGGGCGACUUCAUGGGCCUAGCGAUCCGGCUCAAGCCCGACGACACGCGCGAGACAUCCUACACCGUGGGUGCGUGGUCCGCCAACGACGACGACGGCGUUCGCCUCUACCCAUACUCCACCUCCCUCACGGAAAACCCCCUCACCUAUAGCACCGUGAACUACCUCGACGGCGUCCACGACAUCGGCACCGUCUGGGCCACGAUGUUGUACGAAGUAAUGUGGAACCUGAUCGACAAACACGGGAAGAAUGAUGGUCCUAAACCGGAGUUGCGUAACGGCGUGCCCACGGAUGGGAAAUAUCUGUCCAUGAAGCUGGUGAUGGAUGGGAUGGCAUUACAACCAUGUAACCCGAAUUUCAUCCAAGCUCGGGACGCUAUCCUAGAUGCUGAUGUUGCUUUAACGGGGGGAAAGAAUAAAUGUGAGAUAUGGACGGGAUUCGCGAAGCGGAGGUUAGGAUUUGGGGCUGUUUAUCAUCGGUCUCGUCGGAUUGGGAGUACGGAUAUUCCAGUUGGUGUUUGUUAGGUUUUUAGGAUUGGAGGUUGCGGAUGAGUUGGUUCAGAGUGGAGUGGUGAUUACAUGGAGGACUGACUAGCUUAUUACAAGUAUCUAAAAUGG